Asparagus officinalis (garden asparagus) is the source of this 450-nucleotide messenger RNA. Its product is annotated as 60S acidic ribosomal protein P0-like. The record is from RefSeq and is a predicted model, not a curated record. Bases 1 to 450 code for a protein of 149 amino acids. Lineage: Eukaryota; Viridiplantae; Streptophyta; Magnoliopsida; Asparagales; Asparagaceae. The transcript has 3 exons. Gene Ontology annotation, biological process: cytoplasmic translation; ribosomal large subunit assembly. Gene Ontology annotation, molecular function: structural constituent of ribosome; large ribosomal subunit rRNA binding. Gene Ontology annotation, cellular component: cytosolic large ribosomal subunit.
AUGUGCGGGAGAGUCGAGUUCCCCACAGACAGUCUCUCUCCUCAUGCUACUACCGGUCGUAGUGGGGAUGUUUUAUCUUCGGUUUCUGCCAGGCAGGCCAUCGGUCCACUUCCUCGGUCGAAUUCCCGUGAUAGGAGGAUGGUGAGUCCCGAAAUCAUCCUAAUAUCCGACGAUGAAGGGGAAGAGGAUCCCAUUGCUGCAAUUAUGUCUGACCAAGAAUCUGUCCUCCCGAUCUCCGAAUCCGUGCAGGGCAUCCUCCAAAAAUUAGAGAAGGUGCUUAACCUCACUGAAGAUGACCUUGUUGAUAAGGUCGUAGCUGGUGUUUCUAUGGUUGCUUCGCUAUCAUUGGCUCUCUAUUACCCAAUUCUUGCAGCUGCGCGUGAGGUGUUCAUCAAUACCUUCAAGAAUCUUUUGACUGGUGUUGUUGACACUGAAUACAUCUACAUAUAA